CCUCUCCUCUCAGCUGGCCUGCGGUCAGUUGCUGUUCACCUGCUGCAGCACAACACAGCAGCUGUAAGCUGAGCUCCGCGGUGUAACAUCUGAUUCAGGCUCUGUCUGUCUGUCUGUCUGUCUGUCUGCAGGGCGGUGUGUGCUGUUGUGUGUGCAGAUCUUUUUUAUCCACCCCUCUGCAAGAGAGAGAGCAAGCAAGGCCCGCCAUUUCACCACUCUCCUCCCUCGGUGGUCUUUUUGAUUUUAAAGCGGAGCAGCAGAGAGGAGGAGAAGGAGAAGAGGAGGAGGAGGAGGAGGCGACGAACUGGCGGAGCGGCGGAGCGGAGGCAGCAGGACGGAGAGGAGGAGAGACGCAGGGAUCCGGUGUGCCACAUCGGGAUGAGAGACACACAGAAGAGACCCGGGUCGGAUGAGUCAGCUAGUGGACCCUGCUGCAAUCACCAGCAUCCCUGAGAUCUGACUGACCGGAGCCACAAACAAACACUAAAACAACAGAAACAAUCUGUUGUUGUUGUCCUCUCUUUCAUUCCGCCCUCCUCUGGUGGUCCUCUCGUCUCAGUCUGCUCCAUCUAUAGCCUCGGUUUUACUCUUUUAUCACCACUAAAGGUGGGAUAAAAAGGAGGGUACAACCAGGCACGGUUGUAGAGGAGGUGGAGGUUUUAUUAUUUCUUUUUAAAACACCUUUAGAUUAUAUAUUUUAGUGUGUUUUUGUGACACUGAGUGGAGAGAAGAAGGAGAAGAUGUCGGGUCAGAGCAUCACGGACCGGAUCACUGCAGCCCAGCACAGUGUGACGGGAUCCGCCGUCUCCAAGACAGUCUGCAAGGCCACAACACACGAAGUCAUGGGCCCCAAGAAGAAACACCUGGAUUAUUUGAUCCACUGCACCAACGAGAUGAACGUCAACAUUCCCCAACUGGCUGACUCGCUAUUUGAGAGGACAACCAACACCAGCUGGGUGGUCGUGUUUAAGUCACUCAUCACCACGCACCACCUCAUGGUCUAUGGCAACGAGCGUUUCGUCCAAUACUUGGCGUCAAGGAAUACACUAUUCAACCUCAGUAAUUUUUUGGACAAAAGUGGGUUACAAGGUUAUGACAUGUCCACAUUUAUCAGGAGGUAUAGUCGAUACUUGAACGAAAAAGCCGUUUCGUACAGACAGGUUGCCUUUGACUUCACAAAAGUUAAACGCGGAGUGGACGGCGUGAUGCGGACCAUGAAUACAGAGAAGCUGCUCAAGACUAUCCCCAUUAUUCAGAACCAGAUGGAUGCCCUCCUCGAUUUCAAUGUCAAUGCCAACGAGCUGACUAAUGGAGUCAUCAAUGCCGCCUUCAUGCUCCUCUUCAAAGACUCCAUCAGGCUCUUUGCUGCUUAUAACGAAGGCAUUAUCAACCUGCUCGAGAAAUAUUUUGACAUGAAGAAGAUUCAGUGUAAAGAAGGUUUGGACAUUUACAAGAAGUUUCUAACCCGAAUGACCCGGAUAUCAGAGUUCCUCAAAGUAGCCGAGCAGGUGGGCAUCGAUCGAGGAGACAUUCCAGAUCUUUCACAGUUCACAGUUUGUGCUCCCAGUAGCCUUCUCGAAGCUCUGGAGCAGCACUUGGCCUCUUUAGAGGGCAAGAAGGUCAAAGACUCCACUGCAGCCAGCAGGGCCAGCACUCUGUCAAACGCAGUCUCAUCACUGGCCAGCACGGGGAUGUCUUUCACUAAAGUGGAUGAGCGGGAGAAGCAGGCGGCUCUCGAAGAGGAACAGGCUCGACUCAAAGCUCUGAAGGAACAGCGGCUCAAAGAGCUGUCCAAGAGGCCCUCCUUCGCCACCACUGAUACGUCGCCGAUCUCCACCACCGGGGGCACUAUCACCACAGCAGCAGCCAUCGACCUCUUCUCCACACCCAGCUGCUCUAAUGGUGCGGUGAAGAUGGAGAGUGACCUUUUUGACCUUCAGUCAACUUUUCAGCCCUCCAUGCAAUCAGGCUCUACAGGGCUUCCAUUGGCAACGGCGUGGGCAGAUCCUUUCACCUCUGCUGAAGCCGGGGAUGAAUCCAUGCCAAACCUUAACCCUUUCCUCUCAAAACUCGUUGUCGAUGCCACUCACUUACCUGUCGUGUCUUCAGACGGUGUUAGCUUUUCUUCUAGGACAUCCGGUCAUGAAAUGUUUGGUGAUCGUUACAAUCCCUUUAUUGACACAAACUCAUCCGUUUCAACCAAUUACAAACGCACAGUGCGGAUAGAACACUCCAUCUCAGACUCCUUCUGUGGUCCAGUGUCCAUUGCCCAGCACCUCCCACACCAGGCUCCCUUCCCCACUGAGCCCUCUACUGUAGCAGGUCUAUUCAGAGGAUACUCGACGCCACAGGCCGCUCCACCGCAGUCAGCAGGAGGACUCCAAGUGGACUUUGAGUCAGUUUUUGGAGCCAAAGCCGCAGGCAGCAACAGCCUCAAUUCGGAGGAUAUUUCCGGGGGCAUCCUGAAACCGACUCUUUGUGGCUCCAACCAGGCGUCGGGUCAGCUGCCAGAUAAGCUGGUGUCAGAUGACCUUGACUCCUCCCUGGCCAACCUUGUUGGCAGUGAGUACCUCGGCAUCGGGAACGGCACGAUGAAAAAUGACAUGCACUGGAGCCAGCCGGGGGAGAAGAGGAUGACCGGCGGCACCAACUGGCAGCCCAAAGCGGCGCCGAGCACGACCUGGAACCCCGUUUCCAUGCCAACGUCAGUCAUGGCCUUCCCCGCCACCACACCCACAGGCAUGAUGGGAUAUGGCAUGCCUCCACAAAUGGGCUCUAUGGGGAUGAUGAAUCCGCCCACCAUGAUGUACUCCCAGCCUGUGAUGAGGCCACCUAACCCCUUCGGCUCUGUGUCUAGUGCUCAGGUGGGUGCACGGCAGUCUGACCACGCCGCCGAGCUGAUGCACAAUGAACCCUCCGCAGCCUCUAGUCCUUCCAGCCAGAGUCCUCUCCGAGCCCCUGGACAGGACCCGUUUGCACACCUCUCUCUCAAGGAUUUCUUGUAGAGCAUCUCUUUAGAUGCAGUUCAUGUAAUUUGAAGAAAAAAGUGUCUCUCGGAAGAAGAAACACUUAGCAGCAAAGCUUUGUCCUCGUUGCAGUCUAACUCUUCAGAGAAACAUUCACACACACCCAAACACAGACAUGUCAAGAACACAAUGGUGCAGCGACUGUCAGAAACCAUGGUAACCAUGUCCAAAUGACGUUUUGGCGAUAGCUCACACCCAUUAUUCUGUAACUUGUCCGAGACGUCGAGUGAUGCUGCUGUCUAAACCCCCCUUAAAGAGGACUCCUUAUCCAUUUUACAGUGUAAUCUGUAAAGAUAGAUAUGGGUGCUGAGAAACUUUGAUGUUAUGUAUUUGGAAAUACUGUGGUUGGAUGUAAAGGCUUGAUGUUCAGCGGGGGAGGGGUCGGAAGGAAAAAAAAGGAGAGCGGUCCUUCCCUUUCUUGAUCCGAUCAUCAGUCACCCACCCUUACAAUUAUUUAACUGUCACUAAGUAGUGAUGCUAAUGGCGUUUACACCUGUUUAGUUUUUGUCUUUUUUACCGUGUUUACAGUAGACAUUCCUUGUGUGUUGUUUGUAUUUAUUUAUGAUUAUUGGUUUAAGAUUGGGGGAAAAAAAUAAUGUAAAAUCUACAGUACAUUGAACACCUGUGGGAGUGCUUCAGCAUUAAACAAGGAUCUCAGACUAUCAUUGAGAGGUAGAGUUAAAAAAUAGCUAUUAUAUAAAAUUACACCUAUUAAGCGGAAUGAUAGAGCACUAAAUAUUCUACGAGUUUUGUGUUAAGAAACUUUUUUACUAGAUGAAAGAUUUCACAAUCUCCAUUGUACUUCAAGUGCAGGGGUUAGAGUAUGAGUCAGUUACCAGUAUAUAGUCGAUUCUGUGCCUAGGGUUUUCUGCAAUGGAUCAGUUUCCUGUCUAGUUGAACAACACUUCAUCCACGAAUCUGAAGCGUCGCACUGGGUGGUGGGCUCCAUUUGCUUUAAGCUUGGCAUGCCAUUGACUCACUGACCGUAUUCAAGGCUGCCUUUACUCUGAAUGUGAAAGAGUUGUCUUCAUGUUGCACACAUCUUUCCACACUACAGUUCCUCAGCGGGAGUGGGAGCGGGCGGGUGGGGGGGAGGGUUGAGAGGACGGAGUGUGUCUUGCUUGUCGGUUAGCUGUCGCUACGCUAACGGGGGGAAAAAAGGGUCACAGAUUUGAUGUAAAUUAAUUGUAUAAAAGAUCCAGAGGACCAGGGUGGAGUGGAGGAGCACUGUUGAUCGGCUGCUCUGUGUGUAUAUAAAAAAAAAAACUGACUGUUCUUUGAGUUCAAAAAGUGAAAGAUGUAUGAAAUAUGAAAGCAAUUCAAUCAAAUUUGACUCUACCUAAGUUUGAUUCAGGAUAUUCUCUGCGUUUGUCUCCGCAGAUAUUUUCUUUAUGUAAUUAGAACGUGUAGCAGACAAUGACUGAAGUCUUUUCUUUCUUUUACAAAUAAAGAGCAGCUUCCACAAA
Molecule: messenger RNA, 4492 nt
Organism: Sebastes umbrosus (honeycomb rockfish)
Lineage: Eukaryota; Metazoa; Chordata; Actinopteri; Perciformes; Sebastidae
Gene: picalmb
Product: phosphatidylinositol binding clathrin assembly protein b
Exons: 24
Coding region: 741-3005 (754 amino acids)
Biological process (GO): clathrin-dependent endocytosis; synaptic vesicle budding from presynaptic endocytic zone membrane; clathrin coat assembly
Cellular component (GO): clathrin-coated pit; clathrin-coated vesicle; synaptic vesicle
Molecular function (GO): SNARE binding; phosphatidylinositol-4,5-bisphosphate binding; 1-phosphatidylinositol binding
Source: RefSeq, a predicted model, not a curated record